Messenger RNA from Brienomyrus brachyistius, 3975 nucleotides. Its product is annotated as tricarboxylate transport protein B, mitochondrial. NCBI's taxonomy places the organism in Eukaryota, Metazoa, Chordata, Actinopteri, Osteoglossiformes, Mormyridae. The transcript has 9 exons. The coding region runs from base 261 to 1214 and encodes 317 amino acids. The record is from RefSeq and is a predicted model, not a curated record. Gene Ontology annotation, biological process: mitochondrial citrate transmembrane transport.
CGCCCAUCCGAGCCGCUGGGCGUCCAGCGGGGCGAGCGGAGCCGCUGUCAGGAGUUGCGAAAACAACCGGAUCGCAGACGGUUCCCGUGUUUUUGCGCUCCUCUGCCAUCGUUAUGCUCAUUUAGCUUAUUUCCCGUCGCCUUCCCACCUGUCCGCGCUGCUCUUUACCCCAACUAGUAAUUCAAAAGCCACAUUGACCAAGAAGAACCGUAUUUUUUAUGUUACUUAGUUGUAAUAAGUUGUAAGUUUAGUUUACAGAUAUGUCAGGGAAUCCCGUGUUUGUCAGUCACUUUCACAGACCGCAGUGUUUGGCGGCUGCCGCUCCGGGAGAGAAAGCAAAAUUAACUCAUCCGGGUAAAGCGAUCUUAGCGGGUGGAAUCGCUGGAGGCAUCGAGAUCUGCAUCACCUUCCCUACAGAGUACGUGAAGACGCAGCUGCAGCUGGAUGAGAAGGCCAACCCUCCCCGCUACAAGGGCAUCGGGGACUGUGUGAAGCAAACGGUUCAGGGCCAUGGCGUUAAGGGGCUGUACAGAGGCCUCAGCUCGCUGCUCUAUGGCUCCAUUCCCAAGGCUGCUGUCAGGUUCGGGAUGUUCGAGUUUCUCAGCAACCAGAUGCGAGACGAAGCGGGGAAACUGGACAGCACGCAGGGGCUGAUUUGCGGGCUGGGGGCCGGUGUGGCUGAGGCCGUGGUGGUGGUCUGUCCCAUGGAGACCGUGAAGGUUAAAUUUAUACAUGAUCAAACCUCUGCUAAUCCUAAGUAUAGAGGAUUUUUCCAUGGGGUGAGAGAAAUCGUCAGAACUCAAGGCCUCCGGGGAACUUAUCAGGGCCUCACAGCAACAGUGUUGAAACAGGGAUCCAAUCAGGCGAUUCGCUUUUUUGUUAUGACCUCUUUGAAAAACUGGUACAAAGGUGAUAACCCCAACAAGGCCAUCAACCCAGUUGUGACAGGGGCAUUCGGCGCUAUUGCCGGGGCUGCCAGUGUUUUUGGCAACACCCCCUUGGACGUCAUCAAAACCAGGAUGCAGGGUCUAGAAGCCCACAAGUAUAAAAGCACUGUGGAUUGUGCUGUGAAGAUCAUGAGGCAUGAAGGCCCAGCUGCCUUCUACAAGGGGACAAUUCCCCGCCUAGGUCGCGUGUGCCUUGACGUUGCCAUCGUGUUUAUCAUCUACGAGGAGGUGGUGAAGGUGCUGAACAAGGUGUGGAAGACGGAGUGAGGGGGAGCCCCGCUGACCCCACCCGGGGGGCCCUGGGUGGGGCAUCUGGCGCUAGCAGUGUGGCAGAUUAAAAACAACUAAUUACUACAUAUGCCGUUGGCAGAGGUGACAGCCUGCGCCAUACAGACACUCAGCGUGGAAAAAGCUAAUGUACCUAAUUUUGAUGACACUUCUAAAGUGGAACCUUGUGUCAAAUAGAACGGUGUCGCAGUUUUGCUGCAUUUACUGUCGCAGUGUUUCCUCCAGCAAAGGCAGAGACGCAGUCUGUGCACUGGUGGUCAUCACUAAACUGUGGGUCCAAUGAUUCAUUUAAUUUUGUGACCAAGAUUCUGUGUAAUAGUCUGUUCUAAGGUUAGAAUUUUUUUUUUAAUUUUUAGGUUCCUGAAAUAAUUUCUACCAAGCGGCUCAUAACAAAGAUAACUGUAAAUGGUACUUUCAGUGGACAAUGAACACGUUACAGACAAGUUAAAAGACAGUCCAGUAAAGCUGUACUUUAAAGUCUAAAACUCACCACUGCACCACAUGAGAGGUUUAUUAAUUGCCAAUUAAAAAUGCCCUCAAGCCAAACUGCAGGCGGCUGUCAACUGAUUAGGCUGUCAUGUCCUCCGCAUCCGGCCUGGAAUUAUAGCCAGGACCAAAGUCUGGUUCAAAAUGCUAAUCCUGCUAAUGAGCAUCGGAAGAAGCAAACGAUGUCUCGCUCAUCUUUGCUGUUACUUUGUGUAUUUAUUGUACUGGAAUGAUUUUAGCUCUCCUUCGGAAACAUUUGCAACUUUACAUGUGAGGUUAAGCUGCAGUUCACUGGCAGCAGGUGGAAUUUAGCUACCGCUGUGAAUUUUAAUGAUUGUGAGAACAGAGCCAAAAAGAAAAAGUAAAAUAUUCCUUACCUGUCAUUUAGUUUUGUGCACAGGACUGACUACAUGAUGCAUUAUAAUUAUCCUGAUGGCCCCCAGUAGCUCCAGUGUAAUAUCCACUGUUGGCUUAAGGCCAAAAGAAAAAAUAAGACUUUGAACACCCAUUACCUUAAUUUUUUAUGCUUUUACUGAAACACCAAAAACGUCACAUCAUGCCUUUUCGUUUGUCUUUAUCGGAGCAUCUUUAGCUUUACAGAUGUGCCUCAUAUCUGGAUUGAUAGAUAUUAUUUAUUUUUAUGAAAAUAAUGUAUAUCCUUCAGUCUCGUUCUACCUCUGUGCUCCUCCAAAUAUCUUAACUUGCCUAACAUGAAGAUCGCACCAUUUCUCUGUGUUAAUGAGUCCUGCCUAUUCCCAGUCUUAAUUCCAAUUACCAUACUUUCAGUGGAAUGGAACACAUUUUGUAUUCGACCAAAUUGUGUGUAUGUGUGUGUGUGUGUAUGUAUAUAUAUAUAUAUAUAUAUAUAUAUAUAUAUAUACACACACACACACAUAUACAUAUAUAUAUAUAUAUAAAGUAUAUAGUGAAUAAAUACAUAUGUGUGUGAGUAACAAAAAGUACUAUUACUUAAAUCGGUUUGUGACAUCAUUCAUAACUAAUGAAUACGUCAAAUGGAGAUUUUUUCCUUGACUAAUGUAAUAACUCGUUUUAGUGCCCAUUUUUGUGUAAAAGAAAAAGUACCACUUUCAGAAAACUUGGUGAAAAAUAUGACAAUAAAAUUUCUUCCUGUUGGUGAAAGUUCAUUUCCGUGAUGCUGGGGUACUGAACCCAUACAAGAAUUAUAUAUUUAUAUAUAAGGUUCCAGCAAUAUUGCAGUAAUGUCACAGUUACCGGAACGUUGUGUAGCAGCUGAGAGGUAACACCCUCACUUUCUGGGUGACUGAUGUUGCUGCAUGUACCUGCGUUUGAGCACUGAGCCUCUGCGACUGCUCGUAUUACCUGCUGAUGAUGGAUCGAUCUGCUCUAAUCCCUGUUAGAAAGGCAUGUCACAGCUAGCCGUACAUUCCAAGUAUGGGGUCUGCAAUGAAGCUGUAACAAUGUGGGAACAAUGGACUGAUACUGAUAAGGUUAUUCCUGCAGCAAGUUCAAGCUGCGAAGCUUGAUUUGUUUCUCAGCUCAUAAUUACCCCUAAUCCUCAGCUGUGCUAGCCUCCUAUACCCUCCCACCCCGCCCCCACCUGGCCACAACCACCAUGUUACUGUCCAGUAGGUGGCAAGGAGGCAUUAUGAGCUGUUAGACAGCAACACUAUAGGACCAGGUUUUUCAUGGCGGGGGGGGGAGAUCAAAAACAAUGUUUUCCCAAGUGCCCAUUCUGUAGCAUUCUCUUAUAAUGCCCAAAUUCCCAUGAUGCUUUGCUAGUGUGGCGUGUACGUAAACUGAAGUCAAGUUAGUGUCUGACCUGUCAGCUGACCUCAAAGACAAACAUUUCCGCAGCUUCAGUGGGUGACCUUCCAAGCACCUAGCAACUGUCGCUUGAGCAGUAUCUGCUGUUAUUUUCUUGAUUGUCGAAUGUAGACUCCUGUUGACUGUUCAGUUUUACUGCCUAAGGUGGGUGUCAAAAGUGUCGUGUCUUUACUUAUGUGCCAUAGAAGGUAUGUCAUGCAAAUGGAUCUAUAAACUGUGUGAGGAAAAAUCAGUAGUAAGAAUAAGAAUGCUAAUAAUGUCUGGUGUAUGGAUAUAGUGACUGUCCUUGAGCGUUGUAGACUGUCUGCGUUGUGAGCGUUGUAGACUUCUCGUGUGACCAUUACCUUGCAAUGUGCCAAACAGUGUGCCUAUAUCCGUUUAGAGUAUAUUUAUGAACAUCGGUGUCAAAUGUCCUCUUAAUAAAUUAUGAAAUCUGAAAAAUCUGAAA